Pelobates cultripes (western spadefoot toad) is the source of this 7818-nucleotide messenger RNA. NCBI's taxonomy places the organism in Eukaryota, Metazoa, Chordata, Amphibia, Anura, Pelobatidae. The record is from the annotation of a GenBank genome assembly.
AUGUCGCAUUUUCUGGAAUUUAUUAUUGUCCUCUCUGCUUUGACAACAGGUAAACAUUUUCAAUUAUGGUUUUAUUUUUUCAAGUAUUAGGCAUUUAUUCUAUUAUUAUUAAGGCUAAUUAUAUUGUCAUCUUUAAUAUUUGCACAUUAAUAUGUUAUCUUUAUUUAUCUUUAUGUAACGACGGGGAUCUGUGAUAUUUAUAUAAAGGAAGGUUUUGAUAAUUAAAUAAUUGAAUUUGAAUUGUGCAGCAUUAGAUUGCUCUCAUAUUUAUACUUUCAGAAAAAUUAACAAUUAGAGGUGCUUGUUAUAAAGCAAAAAACGUUGUGUUUCCAUUGUAUUGUCAGAGCAACAAACUGAAUAUUUGCAAAAUCUGCUUAAUGCCAAACCACUUGAGAACUUUGUAAAAGGACAUUAGAAGGUCAGCAGGGAAUGUUCUGAAGGGAAUGUGAAGGCUAAUUAAAAUUUCAUUUCAAAUUUAGGCCAAAAUGGCUGAAAACCAAAUUGCCAAACUACAUUUUCAAACUACUUAUUUUGGGCUAAAAUCUGAGAUUCGCCUUGAAUUCUUGGUGAUUUACUACUAUGGGUAAUAAUAUAAAGACACACGGGGUUAUUCACUCUACGGUGAGAAUAGAAAGUGAAUUUCCAAUGUAAGGUUAAACGAGCCGAUCUGGAAACAUUCUCUAAGCCCGCUGUGCUAUCAUUUUGGCUAUGGUCUUAAAUUUAGUAAAAUCCACUGACAGUGUUUGUCUAUUAUCAAAGGGUGUCAAUCCAAACAAGCAAUUCAACAUGCAUUCUUGAAUUAAAAAUUAUAUAUAUAUAUUUAUUAAAUUUAUAUAAUGUACAUAUGUAUAAUUAAUAAUGGGAUCUAACAUAUAUCUCUAUAUAUUCUGCAGUUACUUCUGGUCUCAGCUGUGUGACGUGCACAGGAUACGGCGAUACAACCUGCAACGGGAAAAGUGUUACCUGCACAGCUGGUCAUGUCUGUGCAUCUGCUUAUAUAAUGACUACAGGUAUGCCGUAUGUGUCAGUAGAUAUGAUUGAUUCAUUCAUGCUUAAUGUGUUAAAUGGAACUGUUACCAUGGAAACAUUUAAAUAAGUAUUAGAGUGUAUAAACCUGUUUAUUAAGUUGUUAUGGUGGAGCUUUUCGUGAUUUUUUUCUAAUGUGAUACUACUUUAUAUAUAUUUUUAUAUGUAUAUAUUAAUAUAUAAAGUAGUAUCACAUUAGAAAAAUAUAUACCUUAUAAAUAUAUACAUAUAUAUACCUUCUUAAAAUGCCAAUCUCAAAAAGUGCAAUCUCAACCUUAAAGUUUUUGUGCAAACAUUUUUUUAAAAAGUCCCAAUCCUGUAAGGUGCUAUUCUAGUACUCAAACAUUUAGAAAAAUUAUGUUUUUCUUCCUUUUUUAUUUUCCUUCCUUUCUUAAAAAAACACAAAAACAUUAGUGUAUGUUUAUAUCACUGCACACAUUAUUUUAAUUACUAUAAAACUAAAUUCAUUCAAAAAAUAAACUGGAAUUAGAAUUUCUUUUAUUUUGUGCAAUUUACAGUGCUUAUAGUGAAAAAUUUAAAAUAAAGUGAUAUCCCUUUAAACUUUUAAAGCUUUGUUUUUUGCUCUCUGUUAUACCCUCAGUAUUGUUGGAAGCACUCUUUUAUGCAGGGAUGAGGGAUAAAAUCUCAAAAACAAAACAUAGAAAACCAGAAUAGCACAGACACAUUUAAAUAUGGAGAGAUUCACUAAAUCGUUUAAAUGCUAACUCACAAAGGAGGAGUCAAGAAUGGGGUUCUUUUGUAGGGGCAACCCUUUCCCUUCCUUAGAAUUGGGAUUGUUUUACGUAAGAAAAUAAGUUCACAGAUAGUGCAAUAUGCUAGAACACAGAUAUCAAAUAUUUUAAGCAAUAUACCCUACUCACAUUUGGAGGAGCCUUUUUCUGUAGGCUCUAUUUGCUGAACCAGCAUCUCAUUUAGUGGCGACGCUAACCCUUGCAAUCACCAGAGAAAUCCUUAGUAUCGUAGAUGUUUCCACCUUUAUUCAGGUAACAUGUAUCAAAAGCCAAUAAAUAAUAACUUUAGUUUGGGGAAAAAAUAGAUAAAACAAUAUUAAAAAUUAUAUGUUGAAAAGUAUGAAUAUCAGAGCGGGGACUUGUUUCACCGUUGGGGCUUCCUCAAACAGUACUGGAAUUGCACAGUAUAAGAUUGGCAGUUUUUAGAAAUAUUUGCACAAAAACGUGAAGGUUGAGAUUGCACUUUAUAAUAUUGGCAGUUAAGAAGGUAUUUAUAUAAAUUAGUAUCACAUUCGAACAAUUUGCUAAGCACUGAACCAUAACAACUUACAGAUUUUAGAUUUUUUAAAGUUAUUUAAAGGAUAUCUUGAGGAUGUUAGAGGAGCUAAUUAAAAUCACUACCAAGUUUUUUUUUCAAUGAGAUGAAGUUAUUACAACGCUUUGAGUAGUCCUUUAACAACCACUACACUAACCAAUGAGAGGUGGAGAUCUGUAUUGCUAAAUUUCAGCCAAUAUAGCUCAGUUGGGCAAAGUCUUCAACUCAACUAUAGUCACAGUUUGGCUAAUUUAAGCCUCAAUUUAAUUCCUGCUGAUUCAUGUAUUGGCAGUUUUACUGGAUAUAUCAAAGUGUGUAUGAUCCCCAAAUUGGAUUUAAGAUUGUACAAUAUUUUAGUACAAUAGGGAAGUAUCCCAUAGAAUGAUUGGAUAGAUCUAAGAACUGGUAUUAGUAAAAAAAAAAAUGUAAAUGACGUAGACCUUUGGGCAUUAAUGGACUGCACUGACUGUACAAUGAAUCUCCUUUGCCAGACAAAGUCUUCCUAAGCCUCAGGGGUAUAUAAGGCUAUGCCAUUUGAUAUAAAAACACAAACGACCAAGGUCAGAGAACACAGUCAAAGCCCUAUAUAACAUUUCUUUGCUGCUAGAUGAGGAACUGCACAAAAUUUCAGCCAAUCUAUCAACAUAUUUUCCAACAAUAAAGAACAUAUUAGAAACCAAAUCACCAAAAGCGGCAGAUAAUUUCGAGUCUACUCAGAUCAGUGUGAUUCAUUCUAUCUUGAAAAAUUGUGUGAUAGAACGCCUAUCCUUUUGUUGCUGGUCUCCAAUAGUUUUAAACUCUUACUAGUUUUUUUUUUUGUUUCAAUCUUGAAGGUAACAAUCUGCACUCUCAACUACUUCUUCUGAUAUUUUUGCUCUAGUGUUGCUCAAAACUAUUACCAACAUUGCUAAACUGGAAAGAUACCCAACAAUUCCCAUUUUAGUGAAUAACCCUGUUAGUGUCUCUCUAAUUAAAUGUCAGCACUAUGGUGCACACUAGACACCUAAAGCACUAGGGCUUGCUAAAAAGCUUUAUGUGUGAAGAGGAUGUCUUCAAUAGAAAUUGACACUUUUAUAAUUGAACCUUGUUACACCCCCCUGUCUGUCAAUCAGACAACCAGUCCUGUUACUUCCUGGUUUGUUCAACUCAGUGGAGCUAAACUCAAGAGGCAGCAAUUAUCCAGUGCACCUGUCUUGCAAAGACCUCUCAUUGAGCUGUAUUGGGAAGUCUGUGAUUGGACAGCCAGAGAAAGCCUGGGCAGGUUUAGAAGGGAAGUGCUUGCAAAAACUGCAGACAAGAGAUAUACCUACAAUGAAACAAAUGCAUAAUUAAGAGUAUACAUAUUUUCAUUUGGGAUAUAUCUUCUAAACAGUGAUUUUUAUUUGUUUUGCGUUUGGGCAAUGGAGUGUUCCUUUAAGCAACUCUUGCUAAAAGCAUCCUUUAGUAACUGAUUGAAUCUUGGUUAUAUAAAUUAAUCGCUGUGAAAAUAAUUAUCCUUAUGCAAUAUAUUAUUUAAAAAAAAGUUUAAAGAUUAAGUAUAUUUGACUAAUAAUGAUAUCAUAAUAUUUUGUCUUUAGGUGGAACAACUUCUAUUAGAUCAUGUGAGCCAGAGAACAAGUGCAAUUUAGCUGGAACAAUGACAUUAUCUGGUACUAAAAUGUAUAUGGCUACCCUCUGCUGCUCAACAGAUAACUGUUCUCCACCUGAACCUACAGGUAAGAAAUUACUUCCAAGUUGUAUCUCUAGAAAUCAAACAAAUUAAAUUUCUCUGCAAUAACACACAUCUGCAGAGGUCUCCAAAAUAUGUAGGAUUGACAAUAUAGAUGUUGCAUCAGAAAGUAACUGGAUCUGUUUGAUGCCUGUCAAAAUUGCACAGCUUUAGGCUAAUGAUGAAGAAGUAAAUUAUACAUAAAAAGGAGCUAUCGAUGGCUGCAAUUAGAUUUCUAUGAAGGCAGGUUGUGAAAACCCUUGAGUGACUGCAAAAAACCUGCAGUAAAACUUGAUGGCAAGUGAGCACAGUAAGGGUGUACUAAAUGCAGAAGAUUUCCAUGCCAGCACUCCAAGACAUACACCACUACUGACCAAAAGCACUAGAAAAAUCAGCUCCAAUAUGUUCGAAAUCGUAUAAAUUAUGCAACAGAAGCUUUGGGAUUAUGCUCUUCGGAGCAAUGAAACAAAACUGGAACUUUUUGGCCCAAUGGAUCAGAGGUAUGUCUGGAGAAAGAAGAAGAAGCAUACACUGAAAUGAACACUUUGCAUACAGUUAAGCAUGAUGGUGGCUCGUUGAUGCCCUGGGGCUGCUUUUCAUUCUUUGGCACUGGAAACCUGCAGCAUGUGGAAAGCAAGAUGUAUUCAUUGAAGUAUUAGGAAAUCCUAAAAGAAAACAUCAUGCUGUCUGUGAGGAAGCUGAAGAUUGGGUGUCAUUGGACCCUCCAAUAAGACCAUGGUCCCAAGCAUACCUUAAAUUCCACCAAGGCUUGGUUGCAGAAGAAGUCUUGGUUCAUUCUACAGUGGCCAUCACAGGCACCUGACUAGAACCCCAUAGAAAAUCUCUGAUGGGAUUUGGAGAAGGAGGUUGCAGCACGCAAACCCCAGAACAUUACUGAACUGGAGGUCAGCAGCAGGUCAUAGCAGCAAAAGGGUGCUCUACUAAGUACUAAUGAUGCUUCCCAUGAAGUGGGGGAAUAAUUUUGAGACUGGAGAAGUCAUUAUAAGUUUCAUUUUUAUACACAAACAAAAAAUAACAAUUAUAAACACUAACACCUAAAAAUAGUAGGGAAGAACAUUUUUCUCAUUGGAUAGUGAUGACAGCUUCCUCCAGAUAUAUACCAUGUGGAUGCAAACAAAAGAGGAUACAGCUGUAGAUCUACAACAUAAAAAGCAAAUAAUAGUGUAAUACUGCUAAAAAAAUAUAAAUGCGCUAUGAUGAGUUACACUCACAAGAUAGAUGAAAAUAUGUCACCAAGGGGUGGCUCCCCUGAUGAAAUGGGGGGCCAAAUCCACUCCUCUUGCCUUCAGUGAUGAUGAGACUGGACCCAGGAUCAAAGAAUACAAUUCUACUUUAUUAUAAAAAGUAAACAUCAAUAAAAAAUAGUGCUAUGCCAGGUCCUACGCGUUUCGUCCUAUAAGGACUUCCUCAGGGACCUCUUGGUAUUGAAAGCCACCCAACUAAAAUAACAGCAGAAAUAAAAUAAAACAAGAAUGCUUGUUUUGAUUAUUUCUUGAUUUUAUUGCUGCUGUUAUUUUCAAUACCAAGAGGUCCCUGAGGAAGUCCUUAUAGGACGAAACGCGUGGGACCUGGCAUAGCACUAUUUUUUAUUGAUGUUUACUUUUUAUAAUAAAGCAAAAUUGUAUCCUUUUAUCCUCAGUCCAGUCUCAUCAUCACUGAAGGCAAGAAGAGUGUAUUUGGUCCCCCAUUUUCAUCAGGGGAGGCACCAUAGGGGAAUAUAUUUUCAUCUAUCUUGUGAGUGCUACUUAUCACAGUGCAUUUAUAUAUUUUUUAACAGUGUUACACUAUUACUUGCUUUUUAUGUUGUUAAUCUACAGUUGUAUCCAAGUUUCAUUUUUAGUUGAAUUUGGGGAAGCCACUCGAAGCAUUUGUUGUGUUAAGCUGUUUCAAUUGCAUUUGUUUGAUUUGUUCAUUGCAAAUAGCUGGAAGUCUUUACAUUUUGACAAUAAACCUGAUUUUCAAUGGGGGUUGAAUAAGUUUGAUUACAACUAUAUAAUAUAUAUUUUACACUGUUGGGGUGCUUUUCUCAGCAUCGCUGACUGCUCAUUGGUGCAGCAAUGGGGUAAUUAUUCAGUUACACCCUACCACCAUCGUUUCUUCCUUAAAGUAUUACAGGACAUGGGUCCUGGGGUAUAAAGAUAUAUCAUAGAAACCCCAGUCUGUUACUGGAGCUUGGAAUUUAGUCACUGCUUUCCACCUCCCUCCUCACUAUUGUCUCAGGAAUGGAGGGAGAGAAAGAGAGAGUGUGUGAGUUUGUGUGACUACUUACUUGUGUGUGUGUGUGUGUCUAUUUUUGCAUUUCUGCAUAUUUGUGUGUUUUGUUUGACUAUUUGUAAUUGUAAGGUGCUGGUCCAUGCCACUGUCCUCUCCCGCCUUGACUACUGCAAUCCACUUCUCAGUGGUCUCACAUGUUUCCAACUUGCCCCAUUGAAGUCUAUAAUGAAUGCGGCGGCGAGGCUCAUCUUCAUCUCCGCCAGCCUCUCCCAUGCCUCACCCCUCUGUCACUUCCUGCAUUGGCUUCCUGUAAGAUAUAGGGCUCAAUAUAAAAUUCUGGUUCUUGCUUUCAAAUCUCUACAUAAUGCUACGCCCUCCUAUCUAUCCUCCCUAUUACACAAGUAUGUCCCGUCUAGGUCCCUACGCUCUGCCGAAGACCUGCGUCUAUCCUCUGUUCAUACUCCCACCUCUGAUGCUCGCAUUCAAGACUUCUCUAGGGCUGCACUGUUCCUAUGGAACUCCCUUCCCUUUUCUGUUAGACGCUCACCCAGUCUCCACUCCUUCAAAAAAUCAUCAAAAACUCACUUUUUCACAAAAGCAUAUCAAUUAAACUGUUAAUGGCUCCAAAAAACUCAUACUAAGUCUUCAUUAAAUUAAAACUAUUCUACCAGUCUACUAGAACUUCCCUUACCUUUUGUGUCACUUUACCCCACUCCCUCUAGCAUGUAAGCUCAUUGAGCAGGGCCCUCAAACCCUCUGUUCCUGUGUGUCCAACUUGUCUGGUUACAACUACAUGUUUGUUAGUCCACCCAUUGUAAAGUGCUGCGGAAUUUGUUGGCACGAUGUAAAUAAUAACAUAAUAAUAAUAAUAAUCUCCAAACAAUAUGUCCAGUGUAUGUAUGUAUGUGUGUGCAUUUGGCAAUUUGUUUAUGUAUCGAAAUGUCUAACUUACCACUGCUGCAUUUAAUCUUCUUACCUAAUAGUGCCAAAUGUUCAAGCUGCAGUGAAUGGACUGGAAUGCCCCAGCUAUCUCUCAUCUUCUACUGGUUCAAACACUGUACAAUGUGUUGGGAAGGAGACUAAGUGUGUUUACCAGACUACGAUAAUAGUACAAGGUAAUAUUGUUGACCAUACACUGUUUUAUUCAGGAUCAUUAUUCUGCAUAAAUAUUAUUUUACAGCAUAUAAUUUUUUUUUUAACAAUUAAUUUCACAAUUGUUUGCAGAAUAGAGAGUGGAGUUUCAUUCUUAUAAUUUAUAGGGAUUACGAUUAGACUGCUGGAAAAUAUACAAAGAUCACAAUAAUAAAUGUUAAUUAUAAUUAUAAAAUGUUUAUAUUUAAUGUAGAAUGUAUAUCUUUUUUUUCAUAGGGAAUAUGACCAGUAGCAGUUCUAUUUUUGGCUGUGGAACCAGUAGUCUAUGUGAAAUUGACUCCUAUUCUGCUAAUGGACAAGAUGAGACCGUUGAUGUGACUUUCAAGUGUUACAGUGCUGGUUCAGGCCUCUAUUAUGGAAUUUCCUUCCUCUUAACUGCUUUACUUUUGCUGUUGAAAAGUAUAUUUUAA